Molecule: messenger RNA, 1083 nt
Organism: Mesorhabditis spiculigera
Lineage: Eukaryota; Metazoa; Nematoda; Chromadorea; Rhabditida; Rhabditidae
Source: the annotation of a GenBank genome assembly
AUGGACCGCUUGGUGUACACACUACUGCUGGUGUCCGGCGCGUGGGCCCAAUGGGACAUGGCGGCCAGGUCGAGGUGCUGGACUUCCGGGAAUGGGCGGCCGGCACAGUGGUGGAACGAGGGGGAACGCGUUGAUCGAGGAAAGUACUGGUACACCUGCCGACGCGGUGAGCUGUAUCCGGAGGGCUGCUUCACCGAGGAUAACCAGAGGAUCAACCUAUGGGCUACUUACGUCCAGAACGGCUACGAAAUCACCUGUGCUCUUGACGACAAGAGCUACUUGGUGUUCAAGACAACGGCCUGUGUCGGGCCUGACGACCGUCGCUACAGGACCUACGACCAGUGGGUCGACCCAUCGCAAACCUACUACUGGCAGUGCAAGCCUGAUGGCCCGUAUCUCAAGGCUGAAGUGGUCGGCUGCCUAUCGCACGACAAGACCAGGAAGUUGGCCCUUGGCGAGAGCUACGAUUAUGGAGACUACAGAUACGAGUGCCAGCGCAAGUUCAAUGGCAGCGUGUCGAUGUGCAGUAUUGGAUGCGUGGAGCGGGGGCAAUUCUUCAAAGUUGGCGAGCAGUUCGUGGACGGCCAGUACGUCUACUACUGCAAGUCAAACAAGGGCCGUUGCCAGAAGGUGUGCGUUGGAUGCUUGUGGAGGGAGAAGAGGUUGUAUGAUGGUGAUCGCUACCGAGAGAACCGCACCGUCUUCCAGUGCGAGAUCCGCUCUGACUCAUUCGGCCGGAAAGCCGUCGGCUGCCACGUCCGCGACUCGGAUGGCACGAUGAUGGAUCGGGUGAUCGGCUGCAGAUGGUACAUUACCUCGAAGAACUCAAAGAUCGAGCAAACCUGCUUGGCCGAGGGGGAAAAUGGGGCGAGGAUCAAGACUGAGGCUUGCAUCUACGUCUACAAGGGCUACGACACGCUCCAGCUGACCCCUGGCAGCUACACGAUCUGGAAUCCGCCGAAUCAGGCGCAGCCCAUCGCUUUGACCUGCAAGACAACCGACGACGGGGCCGUCCUGGAGCAGUACACCGUGGACCAGGUGUACGCCCACAUCCAGGGAUUGCGCUAUGAUGCCCCCAGAGGG